AUGGAUUCGAAUAAGGUCAACGGCAAUGCUAGCCAUGCCCUGGAUCUGACUGUCCUCGGCCUGAACAGCGGGACGUCGAUGGAUGGCAUCGACUGUGCCCUUUGUCGUUUCCGGCAGGAGACGCCCGAGUCGUCUAUGCACUUUGAGCUACUGAAGUAUGGAGAGAUCCCGCUGGAGGCGGAAAUCAAGAAACGGGUUAUGAACAUGAUCCUGCACAACAAAACUUCUCCGUCUGAGUUGUCAGAAGUCAACGUUAUCCUAGGCGAGACGUUUGCGUCGGCAGUGCAACAGUUCUGCAAGGAUUUUGAUGUCGACAUUGACUCGAUUGAUCUCUUGGGCUCCCACGGCCAGAUGAUCUGGCUGCUCUCCAUGCCCGAGCCAGGCGAGACUCGAAGCGCAUUGACGAUGGCCGAGGGAACAUUCCUGGCCUCGCGCACGGGGAUCACCUCAGUGACAGACUUCCGCGUGAGCGAUCAAGCUGCCGGGCGCCAGGGUGCUCCACUGAUUGCGUUUUUUGACGCAUUAGUGCUACACCACCCGACCAAGUUACGUGCCUGCCAGAACAUCGGUGGCAUCGCGAACGUGUGCUUUAUCCCGCCAGACACCCACGGCGGCGUGAACGAAUGCUACGACUUUGAUACUGGCCCAGGUAAUGUUUUCAUCGAUGCCGUGGUGCGCCAUUACACCAACGGGGAGCGCGAGUAUGACAAAGACGGCGAGAUGGGUGCGCGUGGGAUUGUUGACCAGGAGCUCGUGGACGACUUCUUACGCCACCCGUACUUUGCCCUAGAACCGCCCAAAACUACGGGCCGCGAGGUUUUCCGGGACACGCUCGCGCAUGAACUUAUCACCAAAGCGGAGACUAAGGGUCUUGGUCCUGACGAUGUUGUUGCCACUGUCACCCGUAUCACAAGCCAGGCUAUUGUGGAUCACUACCGUCGCUAUGCCCCUAAAGACCUUGAGAUUGCCGAGAUCUUUAUGUGUGGCGGGGGCGCUUAUAACCCUAACAUCACAUCAUUUAUCCAGAAGCACUAUCCCAACACUCGCAUCAUGAUGCUGGAUGAGGCCGGGAUUCCCGGCGGUGCCAAAGAGGCCAUCACCUUCGCCUGGCAGGGUAUGGAGGCUGUGGUGGGCCGUUCCAUCCCUGUUCCCACGCGCGUCGAGAAUCGUCAAGAAUAUGUGCUCGGAAAGGUGUCUCCGGGCAAGAACUAUCGCAAAGUCAUGCGCCAAGGUAUGCUUUUCGGUGCGGGUCGCGAUCAUCUUUCCCCGGUGAAGGAACUCGUCAACUAUGUUGAUGGCAAGGUAUUCAACAACAAGUGGUAA
Molecule: messenger RNA, 1323 nt
Organism: Penicillium manginii
Lineage: Eukaryota; Fungi; Ascomycota; Eurotiomycetes; Eurotiales; Aspergillaceae
Exons: 3
Coding region: 1-1323 (440 amino acids)
Biological process (GO): peptidoglycan turnover; amino sugar metabolic process
Molecular function (GO): ATP binding; phosphotransferase activity, alcohol group as acceptor
Source: RefSeq, a predicted model, not a curated record